This is a messenger RNA of Symphalangus syndactylus (siamang), 4845 nucleotides long. It is a transcript of the gene PIGN, whose product is annotated as phosphatidylinositol glycan anchor biosynthesis class N. Gene Ontology annotation, cellular component: endoplasmic reticulum membrane. Lineage: Eukaryota; Metazoa; Chordata; Mammalia; Primates; Hylobatidae. Gene Ontology annotation, biological process: GPI anchor biosynthetic process. Gene Ontology annotation, molecular function: mannose-ethanolamine phosphotransferase activity. The record is from RefSeq and is a predicted model, not a curated record.
GGUGUUCGGGGCGUUCCGGGAUUGAGGGGUGGUUGUGGUGGUAGCUUACGAAUACCCUCCCGGCUAUCGCUUCAGUGGGUAGAGGGGAUCCCUGCCCGAGAGCUUUAAUGGAGCUGGGUCCUGCCUUCGCGCUGAGGAGCCCUCGUUUUCGAGAUCAGGCCUGACCGGGAUAAGCUCCAGAGAUUCACCAACAAUAGCAAAUUACAGACUGGCUUGGAAAGCACUCCCAUGUUCCAUUUGAUCUUGGCAGUUUAAUGCUGUUCUUGAAGACUAAUUAGUUACACUGGAUAUGCUGCUGUUCUUUACUUUGGGAUUGCUUAUACAUUUUGUGUUCUUUGCCUCCAUCUUUGACAUUUAUUUUACAUCUCCUUUGGUUCAUGGAAUGACUCCUCGGUUUACACCAUUGCCUCCUCCAGCGAGAAGAUUAGUGUUGUUUGUUGCUGAUGGCCUUCGAGCAGACGCACUUUACGAAUUAGAUGAAAAUGGAAACUCUAGAGCACCAUUUAUUAGGAAUAUCAUAAUGCAUGAAGGCAGCUGGGGCAUAUCUCAUACACGUGUGCCAACAGAAUCUCGGCCAGGUCAUGUAGCUCUGAUAGCUGGGUUUUAUGAAGAUGUCAGUGCAGUUGCCAAAGGAUGGAAGGAAAAUCCUGUAGAAUUUGAUUCUCUUUUUAAUGAAAGUAAAUACACAUGGAGCUGGGGAAGCCCAGAUAUCCUGCCUAUGUUUGCCAAAGGUGCUAGUGGAGACCACGUUUAUACAUAUAGUUAUGAUGCUAAAAGAGAGGAUUUUGGUGCUCAAGAUGCAACAAAACUGGAUACGUGGGUUUUUGAUAAUGUUAAGGACUUCUUUCAUCAUGCCAGAAACAACCAGUCUUUGUUUUCUAAAAUAAAUGAAGAGAAAAUAGUUUUUUUCUUACAUUUAUUAGGAAUAGAUACAAAUGGACAUGCUCAUCGACCAUCCUCGAGAGACUACAAGGACAAUAUUAAAAAAGUUGAUGAUGGAGUUAAAGAAAUCGUGUCUAUGUUUAACCAUUUCUAUGGAAAUGAUGGAAAAACAGCAUUUAUCUUUACCUCUGACCAUGGAAUGACAGACUGGGGUUCCCAUGGGGCUGGUCAUCCUUCAGAGACUUUAACUCCUUUAGUCACUUGGGGAGCUGGAAUCAAGUAUCCCCAAAGAGUAUCAGCUCAGCAAUUUGAUGAUGCAUUUUUGAAAGAGUGGAGAUUGGAGAACUGGAAGAGGCUAGAUGUCAAUCAGGCUGAUAUUGCACCAUUGAUGACUUCCCUUAUUGGAGUUCCCUUUCCUCUUAACUCAGUGGGAAUCCUUCCUGUGGAUUAUCUUAACAACACUGAUCUCUUCAAAGCAGAGAGCAUGUUUACAAAUGCAGUACAGAUUCUUGAACAGUUCAAGGUGAAAAUGACUCAGAGAAAAGAAGUUACUUUACCAUUUUUGUUUACACCAUUUAAACUGCUUUCUGAUUCCAAACAGUUCAACAUUUUAAGAAAAGCAAGAUCUUAUAUAAAACACAGAAAGUAUGAUGAAGUGGUCUCCCUUUGCAAGGAGCUAAUUCAUCUUGCAUUGAAAGGAUUGUCCUAUUAUCACACAUAUGACAGAUUCUUUUUGGGUGUCAAUGUUGUUACUGGUUUUGUGGGAUGGAUAUCUUAUGCUUCUUUGUUGAUCAUCAAGUCUCAUUCCAACCUUAUAAAAGGUGUUAGUAAAGAAGUUAAGAAACCAAGCCAUCUCCUGCCUUGUUGUUUUGUAGCUAUUGGCAUUUUAGUAACAUUUUUUCUGCUGAUUCAAGCCUGUCCCUGGACAUAUUAUGUAUAUGGUUUGUUGCCAGUGCCAAUAUGGUAUGCGGUUCUAAGAGAAUUUCAAGUUAUUCAGGACCUCGUCACAUCAGUGUUGAACUAUCCUCUGAGCCAUUUUGUUGGGUACCUGUUAGUCUUUACCCUGGGAAUUGAAGUAUUAGUUCUCAGUUUUUUCUACCGCUAUAUGCUUACCGCUGGACUUACUGCCUUUGCAGCUUGGCCAUUUCUCACUCGGCUGUGGACUCGAGCAAAGAUGACCUCACUGAGUUGGACUUUCUUCUCUUUGCUCCUGGCAGUGUUCCCACUGAUGCCGGUUGUAGGUCGAAAGCCAGACAUCUCUCUAGUGAUGGGUGCAGGCUUGCUGGUUCUUCUGCUAUCCCUGUGUGUUGUAACAUCUCUCAUGAAAAGAAAAGAUAGCUUUAUAAAGGAAGAGCUAUUGGUACAUCUAUUACAGGUGCUGAGCACAGUGCUCUCCAUGUAUGUUGUGUGUAGCACCCAGAGUAGUCUACUCAGGAAGCAAGGACUGCCUCUUAUGAAUCAAAUUAUUAGCUGGGCAACAUUAGCCUCUUCCUUGGUUGUGCCACUACUGAGUUCUCCAGUUCUCUUUCAGCGAUUGUUCAGCAUACUUCUUUCAUUGAUGUCAACCUACCUACUUCUAAGCACAGGGUAUGAAGCUCUCUUUCCACUAGUGUUGUCUUGUUUGAUGUUUGUCUGGAUAAACAUAGAACAAGAAACUCUACAACAAUCUGGUGUUUGCUGUAAACAAAAGCUCACCAGUAUCCAGUUCUCUUAUAAUACUGAUAUAACUCAGUUUCGACAGCUAUAUCUGGAUGAUAUCCGUAGGGCCUUUUUCCUUGUUUUCUUCUUAGUGACAGCAUUUUUUGGAACUGGAAAUAUAGCUUCUAUUAACAGCUUUGAUCUUGCCUCUGUCUAUUGCUUUCUGACUGUGUUCAGUCCUUUUAUGAUGGGAGCCCUGAUGAUGUGGAAGAUUUUAAUCCCCUUUGUUCUUGUUAUGUGUGCUUUUGAAGCAGUUCAGUUGACUACUCAGUUAUCGUCAAAAAGUCUUUUUCUCAUUGUUCUCGUCAUAUCAGACAUUAUGGCUUUGCAUUUUUUCUUCUUGGUCAAGGAUUAUGGCAGCUGGCUUGAUAUUGGGACAAGGCAACUCCUGGGAUGUACUGCCUGGUUAUUUAUAUACAUAUCUGCCUCUCCCAAUAGACUGUGGAUUCUCUCAGAUCCAGGAUUGGAUUUGAAUCACUUACAUGCCAUACGUGCUUGGCACGUAAAAGCAUCAGCCACUAUGUGAUUGUCAUGUCCAUGACCAUCUUUUUGGUGUUCCUCAAUGGCCUGGCCCAGCUGCUCACAACGAAGAAACUCAGACUAUGUGGCAAACCCAAAAGUCACUUCAUGUGAGGUUGCUGAAGCACCGUUCAGCAUCUGGAUCCUGAUUCUCCUUUUAAACUAAAAUCUCAUCAAGGAUUCAAUAAGAAGAUGGAUAUGGAUAUAUAGUAUAUUCUACUCCUGUAAAGAAAAUGGUAUUUGGAAUUCCAAAUUGACAGGUUUUCUGGAACAAAGGAGCUUCUUUUCUUUUUUUUCUAGGUUUUGCAGGCAUGAAAUAGUGAUUAUAUCUGUGGGAAAGCAUAGGAAGGCAUUCUCCUUUUUCAUUUUUUUCCUUUGGCUGGCAGCUCUUCCCAGUGAUGUUGAGAGCACCUGCAGCAAUCUGGUCCCCAACUGCACAACUUCCCACAUACCCAGAGGAGAGCAUAUGCCUGUGGGGGCAGUGCUGAUGGCAUCCAGAGUCAUUGCCGUGGCUGAGCUGGAAGGAAAUCACCAGGUGCCACCGUCAAUAUUUAUCAGUUUUCAGCACUGGUUUUGUUAGACAGUCAGGGUGUAUUAUUUCAAAGGCUUCAAUAGAAAAAGUGUUUGCAGGUAUUUGUCAUACUUAUUUAGUAUGCAAUAAUAGUAUCUUACCCUUUUUAGUGCUAUUUCUCAGGUUUUCUCAGUCAACCAGCUAGAUGCAUGUCUAUCCUUCACUAUUUUUUUUUUUCAUUUCUGGAUUUUCAUGGAAUUUCUGACAAUACAAAAGUAGAAAGUGCUUAGUAUUUCUGUCUUGUACAUAGGAAAACAUUUAAAAUAAAUAGUUUUUAAUUGUAGGCUCAACAUCUGUUACCCCAUAGCUUUUUCAUAUAUUGUUUCUUUCCCUUUGAAUUUCUUUUUACUGUCAUCUAUUAUUUUAACAGGAGUUUAAAAAUCAAUGGUUAAACUUUCUGACAAUAUCAUAAGAAUUCGUAUUAAAGGUGUUAUUCUUUCUGGUUGUGAGAUUCUAGCCCAAAGGCCUAAAAUCAUCAAAUUAGAUUUCCAUUUGUAAACAAAUUCUAAUGGGCAAAAUAUCUUGAGAGCAGUUUUUAUAUGGAUUGUCCAUAAAAUGACCUUUACAUAUCCCUGCGGAGUUGGCCUUUUGCCCAUGGUGUGCCAGUAGCUUUGGCUGAUGCUAAGCUUUCCUGGUGUUCGCCCUAUUUUUAAGAAGUAAUUGCUUUUGAAUUAAGUUAUAGCAUUACUAAUUCACGUUAAUGACUAGGAAACUCUCUAUAAUUUACGAGACUUUUCACAUUGGUGGGGAGUGAAUAAAUACAAUUUAAAAGUCAGAAAUCAGUUUGGCAAGUGUACUUUCUUAAAAUUUCUAUUUAUGAUGAAGUAUAGUUAUAAUUUAUUUGUAAUACUACUUUAUGGUAUACCAGUGAAAGAAUUAUAGUAUAAAAAAGAGGCAUUAAUGUUUUAUGAAAUCUCAAGCAUCAGUUCAUAGCAUAAAAUCUAGCUGGACAACUAGGAAGCUAUGGUAGCAAACAGUGAUGUUGAUGGAAUGAGAAUCAUGAACUUUCAUAUUACCUCAAAGGAUUUUUUUAUCAGUUUUUUUUCACACAUCAGAGAAAACUGACUGUAUAAACACUCAUCAUUGACCUCUUUCUAUGUGUAGUUUUCCCUUUUAUCUUUUCCCAAAUUUUUAUAAAGAGAAAUUAAUAAAUAUUUUAUUACAACAUUGUAAAA